Episyrphus balteatus (marmalade hoverfly) is the source of this 1694-nucleotide messenger RNA. RefSeq names its product MTOR-associated protein MEAK7. NCBI's taxonomy places the organism in Eukaryota, Metazoa, Arthropoda, Insecta, Diptera, Syrphidae. Bases 190 to 1506 code for a protein of 438 amino acids. The transcript has a single exon. The record is from RefSeq and is a predicted model, not a curated record.
AAGUCACAAGUAAAAAACAAGAUACAACGAAAAAGCAAAAAAAAAAUAUCCAAGAAAUGAUAAAAAGAUAAGCAAACACAUAAAAAAAAAAACUUCUGGUACUUAUAUCAAUAUUAUUCUAAUAAAUAUUUACUCAAAAUAUCUUUCAUAAUCAUAACAGACAAAAAAAAAGCAAAACCUACAAACAAAAUGGGCAAUCAACAAACAAAAAGUGAUAAAAACUCACUUCUAAACUCGGAAGAAACAAUCUUUGUUGAUAAUUCAUUCAAAUCAUUGACGACAAACCAUGAUAAAUUAAAACCAGAUGCAUUAUUAAAAUCGUGGUCAAAUCUAGUCGAUCCCGAAUUUCUAUCUUUCACUAAAGAAAGUCUAUUCGGUAAAACAGAAACCAUAACAAUCAAACAAUAUAUCGAACAUUAUUACGUUGUGACCAAAGGAAGUCUCUAUGAAAAAUCAAACUAUAUUAAUUCACGAAUUUUUGGUAAUCCUCCUGGGGUCGAGGGCGGAAUUACCCCAGAAAAUUUACUAAAAUUCGUUUCUUCUGUUGUAAGAAGCUAUUUUAUUGUGUUGGAUCACAACAAAACACAAGAAUACACAAGUUGGUUGAAUAGAAAUGUUUUAGUUAAUCGCAAAGACAUUGACAAUUAUUCACAAUAUUUGCUAAAAGAUUUGAUAAAUGUCCAACCAAUUUCUAUGGAUGAAUUAGAAAAUUGGCUACAUUUCAAUCCACUGUGGUUGCAAAUGUGGAAGGCAAUUGUAGUAUUUUUAAUCAGUCAAAAAUCUGUGCAUAUUCCUAGCACAGCUGAGUGCCAACCAAAAACGCUGCCAUUAUGUGAAUUACCACCAAAUUGCAAUCAAUUGAAAAGUAUUCUUGAUGUGGGAAAGAUUAUGUUUUUAAAUGAUCAAUUGCCAACUGAUUUUAGAUCGAAAUGGAGACUUUUAUUUAAUUCACAAAUUCAUGGUGAAAGUUUUGCCACUUUUCUAGGUAAAAUUUUAAACAAAGGACCAACUGUUCUUAUUAUUGAAGAUGAACAAAAGUAUAUUUUUGGUGGAUUUGCUCCACAUUCAUGGAAUUUAAAUCCCAAGUUUGUUGGCAAUGAUACAGCAUUAUUGUUUACUUUGCAACCAACAAUGCAGAGUUUUAUUACGUCCGGUUAUAAUGAUCAUUAUCAAUAUUUGAAUACCAGUCAACAGACAAUGCCAAAUGGACUCGGAAUGGGUGGUCAAUUUGAGUAUUGGGGAUUAUGGUUAGAUUGUGAAUAUGGAUUGGGACAAUCCUCGGAGACAUGCACAACUUUUAAGAAUUAUAAACAAUUAUCUGGGCAAAAAUCGUUUAAUAUAAGGAAUAUUGAAGUAUGGGGUGUUGGUGAGGAACCGGAAAAGGAUGAUGCCGAAGGACCGCAAAGAUCAAUUCUUGAUAAGAAUUUGGAAGAUAAAGUGAUUUUGGAUUUGGCCGGACGGCAGAUGCAUUCUGAGGGUUUGCGUGAUCCUGAUUUGGAAGAGUAAAAAAGAAGAACUGAUUGGAGGUACCUACAUAUAUUCAAAUUUAAUCGAGCAGCCUUUUUGUAGAAUUUUAGUCAAAUUAAAAAAAAAUAUAUAUAUAAUUUAAAAUUAUUUAAUAAAUAAAAAGAUGUAUUAUGUUCCUUAAUUAUAAAUAAAUCCUUAUGAUUCAAUAAAAUAUCCUUUAAUCAUAA